GUGUACAUGUCUCUUUGGUGAGGAUGCCAUAACUCCAGAGUUUCUCCUGUCCUCCUUCAAGGAUUAUAUUCCCUCUGCCGAUCAAGAGGUCCUUGACAAUAAUGUGCUUAAGCGAGGAGUUUGAUCCACAGUCUGAUGAAGUACUUGACUUCCUGGGUACCUUCAAGUGCUUUAAAAUGCCAACAAAAGAAACCAUUAAGACCAUCAUCAGUGAGAUUGCUCAUCAGGAAUUGGUGCAAAAACCAAGAUACAUUCUCAGCAGUUGGGCUCCAAUUCUAGCACAGCUAAAGCAAGAUGUCAGCUUUACAACAGUGGAAGCCAUUGAUGGGCUAUAUAAAGCAAAAGAAGCAACACCAAAGAAAAUAAUCAGCCUUUUAAAGGUAGAUCCAAAAAAUGAAGCUGAGAGACAAACCCUUGCACACCUCAAGAGGUUUAUUAAAAGCCUGGAAGCCAAGCCACUUCAACGAUUUUUACAUUUUUGCACUGGAAGCAAUGUGAUUUCUUGUGAAGGUAUUGAUAUCACUUUCACUGAUAUGUCUGGAUUUGGACGUCACCCUGUGGUCCAUACAUGUGGCCCCUUACUAGAAAUUCCAUGCACUUAUGAGUCAUAUCCAGAACUUGUGGAAGAGUUUACAAAUGUAAUGAAGGAUGACCAGGCUUGGGCUUUUGACAUUGCAUAGGGACUAUCAUUUAUAUGUGAAUAUUGUUUUAAGUUUCACAUAAACAUUGACUAAAACAACAAUGCACUUGCCUGUUUUUGAAAAGCAAAAGCAUUAUACAUUAUUAUAUGUUAUUGUGUUACAGUGCGGCUAUCAAAACCGGGGCCACUUGAUUAAAGCCAGCCAAUCAGAAGACAGCAAAAGUACAAUAAAACCAGAAAAACAUAUAGCAUUGACCAAUGAAUUUGAAGUGUUCUCACGCUAAUUAGAAGCUUGAACUGAAAGCUGCAAUAUGAUUGGUUAGUUAUCCGAUUUAUCUAAGUGGCCCCGGUUUCAAUAGCCGCACUGUAAUAUGCAAUGUUAUAUAUACAGCAUUGCAAGAAGAAAUAUUUAGCAGGAAUUCGUUCAUUGUUUUAAGGUUUUGAAGUUAUCUUUCUGUUAUACACUUAAACAGUUCCUAAUCAUCAAUUUUUUAAAUGUUUUGCAAGAAGGUGUAAGUUGUAUAGAGUUAUGGCCAUUUAUGUUAAUAAUACAGGUCACUACAAAGACAAAUGUUUCAUUGAUGAUUCAUUAUUAUUUGUUGAUGUUUAUAUUUAUUUUUCAUGUUAAAAUAAACAUGUUUUUAUUACUGGUAUCUAUGAUAUGCAAAAUAUUGGAAGAUCAAGUCUAGCCUGAUAUUUCAGUCGGAUAUAUGGAAUGUUCAUGGGAUCAAUGUACUUAACAUCCCCCAAUCGGUGCAUAUUAGUGAUAAAAUAUGUUGUUAUUAACUGUUCUAUUAGGCAGAAAGUUCUUGUUAGAAUCUUGUUACUGUUACUUGUUUGUUAAUUGUGAUUAUCUUGAUAAAUUUGAUUACUGUUGCAAAUUCAAAAUUUAUAAAUAUAGACAAAAACUAUAUACCUAAAUAAAAAUAUUUUGAAAUUUUGGUGUACUUGAUUAUAGUCUCUUCUCUCCUUACU
Molecule: messenger RNA, 1615 nt
Organism: Exaiptasia diaphana
Lineage: Eukaryota; Metazoa; Cnidaria; Anthozoa; Actiniaria; Aiptasiidae
Exons: 1
Coding region: 102-680 (192 amino acids)
Molecular function (GO): ubiquitin-protein transferase activity
Source: RefSeq, a predicted model, not a curated record